Saccostrea cuccullata (small rock oyster) is the source of this 1526-nucleotide messenger RNA. RefSeq names its product NF-kappa-B inhibitor-like protein 1. The record is from RefSeq and is a predicted model, not a curated record. Lineage: Eukaryota; Metazoa; Mollusca; Bivalvia; Ostreida; Ostreidae. Gene Ontology annotation, biological process: canonical NF-kappaB signal transduction. Gene Ontology annotation, molecular function: protein binding. The coding region runs from base 292 to 1383 and encodes 363 amino acids. The transcript is spliced from 6 exons.
UUGAACAAGAAGGUCACAUUUACUAAUUUAGUAACAGUAUUGAAAACCUGCGUCUUGCGUUCAGUAUGAGCAUACACAACUGAACUGUUAAGAUGAACAACGAUUUUGAUCCAUUAAAGGAACAAAAAUUGGGAUUUAUUACUAGAAAUAAUUUGAAGUUAAAUCGUUACCUCCAAAGAAAGGGAUGGGUGAAAGACAGUCGAUAUAGAUCUUACCCUCUCAUAUUUGGCAUGGUCGCAUUUUCCGUUGGAUAUGUUUAUAUGAUGUAUUUCAAUUUUAGAGUUAUGUCAGAUGCGAGACAAGGGAAAAAAAGAACAUUCAAGUUUCCAUGGAAUUAAUUUUGCAAUGGAGAGAAAAUGGUGUAAAAGAAUAAAACAAUUAAUAAAGGAUGGUAGACCAGCCAAGUUGAAAUCUUACAUCAAGAAGCAUGAUAUUGAUAUCCAACACCUUCAAUUUACCAAUGGAAGAACAAUUCUACAUUACUGUUGUAAAUACCAUGAUUUUAUUGGAUUUAGAUAUUUUAUUGGGAAGGGAAUUUGUUUGUCCACUAAAGAUGACGAUGGGAAUACUGCCCUGCAUAUUGCUUUGAAGGAAGCCCUAAAGAAAAGUCAUAGGUCUGAAGUCAGUGAAAUUUACAAUCAGCUUAUUCUGCCAAUACUUGAGCAACAUCCCGAGUCCCUGAAGUGGAGGAACCAUGAAGAUAUUACCUGUAGAGAUCUCCUAGAUCAGCUCAGAGAGAAACAAGAUGGACAGUGUAGAGAAAGUCCUGAGAAGAACUGGGAGGAGAAACUUACUGAUGAGUUAGAGGAUGAGUAUCAGGAGGGCUGGGGCAGCAGGUUUACAGGUGAUUUAUCUGAAGAGGAAACUUUCCAAGAGAGCUACAGUGAUUGGUCAGACAGAAUGCAUCAUGAAUUUCAUAAAAAGCGUAAAUAUAGUGGUACACUACCAAGCUCCAGCAAGAAACCCAAGAGUCAGGAAGAGGACUUCAACUCAAAGCUCAGACAGGAAAGGGAAAGAAUGAGGAAAAAGUAUGAAGAAAAUCAGAAAAAGGCACAACAAAGUUACAAAAGACAUCAAAAGGAUGUGUAUGAAAGGAAAUGGCAGGAAUUAUCUGAAAAAAUUGUGGAAAAGCAACUUCAUUUUUCAGAUAUUCCAUGGCCAUUCAAAAAAAGUAUUAGUGAAUUAGAAGACUUCCUCUUCCAUGACUUGACUCAAAGUGAGGCUCGAAAGAAAUAUUUAAGGGACCAAGUGAAAAGGUGGCACCCUGACAAAUUUUUGCAAAAGUUUGGGAAUCACAUUUUGUCUACAGAUAAGGAACUUGUCUUACAAAGGGUUAAACAGGUGUCACAGGAAUUGAAUCGCCUGUUUGAGAAAUUUAAAUGAAUUAAAGAAGGACUGUGUUGGAUAUUAAUACCAGAACUUGAUCUUCAUGUGCACCAGGAUGUUUUUAACUUUCUCUCAAAUAAUGUUACUACUAAAAAAACUACAUGUGUUUUUAAUUUUAAACAAUGAAAUGUUUACAUGCA